CUGGACAGGAUUGCUAUAGAGCCCCAAAGAGCCCCACAAGACAGCAGUCGUUGCUCGAACUUUGCUGUGCGCGGUGCGUGCUUCUGCUUCUAGCCGGGCCCAACGGUGUAUAUUAUGUGUUUUGCAUUUGUGCCGCUGCAUACGCGUGCAUGUGUGAGUGAGAAAAAGAAACAAGAAGCGCGAUUAGAAGAACAUUAGCUUUAACAAUUGCCCAUAAAUAGCAAUAGCAAUAGCGAAACGCAAACGCAGUUUGCAAUAACACAGCGAGAGUAAUAACCGCAGCAGCCGCAGUGCAGUCACAGUCGACGUCGCAGUCUCAGUCGUCAGCUAAUAAAAUGUGCAGGACAUAAAUCAGCAAACUACAACAACCACCCCAAGCAGCAGAAGAAGAAGAAGAAGAAGUAGCACAACUACUACUCAGCUUUAUUGUACUGUUGGCUAAGGCGGAAGGAAGCGCGUUAAGAGCGCGUUUUAGCCCACAAGUAAAAUGCAUUUACACUUUGAACGCAACAUAAAUACAAAAUGCGACUGCACAAUACUCUCGUUGUCCUGGAUGGGAAAGGUGCCAGAUGAUAUACCCGAGGAUGAGGGCUGGAAGCUGAAUCGCACGAAUUACUAUCAGGAGGGCUGGCUGGCCACGGGCAAUAUACGCGGCAUUGUGGGCGUGACCUUUACCACCUCGCACUGCCGCAAGAACAUGGACUACCCGCUGCGCACCAACUACAAUCUGCGUGGCCAUCGCUCCGAUGUUAUACUGGUCAAGUGGAAUGAGCCCUAUCAGAAGCUGGCCAGCUGCGACAGCUCGGGUAUUAUCUUUGUGUGGAUUAAAUAUGAAGGGCGCUGGUCCAUAGAGCUGAUCAAUGAUCGCAAUACGCCAGUGACGCACUUUUCCUGGUCGCAUGAUGGGCGCAUGGCGUUGAUAUGCUACCAGGAUGGCUUUGUGCUCGUCGGCUCUGUGGCUGGACAGCGCUAUUGGUCGUCCAUGCUGAACCUGGAGUCGACGAUAACCUGCGGCAUUUGGACACCCGAUGACCAGCAGGUUUACUUUGGCACCACGCAGGGUCAGGUGAUUGUUAUGGAUGUGCAUGGUGCGAUGGUGUCGCAGGUGCAGCUGUCCAACGAUGUGCCCAUCACCUCCAUGGCCUGGUCCUGCGAGAAAUUCAAAAUGGAGGAGGGCGAGGAAGCCGAGCCCGGCGUCACCAAUGCCGCCAAGCGUUCCUUUGUGCUGGCGGUCAGCUUCCAAAACGGUUAUAUCUACCUGCUAAAGUCGUUUGACGACGUCUCACCCGCACAUAUCAAUACCUGCCUUAAUGGCGCACUCGGCAUGGUCAUGGAAUGGAGCAACUCGCGCGAGCUGCUCGCCGUUGCCGGCACGCUGCGCAGCUCCAGCUCCGGGGCCACCAACGAUGAAUUGCCCACUGCGCCCAGCGCCGCCAACUGCUACAAUAAUAUGGUCAAGUUCUAUACCGAGUCGGGAACUUGCCUCUACCAGGCGCACAUACCCUGCAGCAGUCACACAGUCUCGGCCAUCACUUGGGGACACAACGACAAGCGUCUGUUUAUUGCCACGGGCACGCAGGUGCACAUUGCUUGGGUCUCGCGCCGCGUGGCCUCGCUGCAGCUGCUCUGCCGCCUGCAGAUACAAGCGAGCGUCGGCUCCGAGACGCUCUUGCCGCUGUUGCCAUUGCCUUCUAGGAUUAAGUCGCUCAUCGGCAAUCUCUUUGCUCAAACCAUUAGAUGCUGUGUACCUGAUCUCAAGUCGCUGCGUGACUUUGUGUCGCGUCCGCCGCUCUGCUCGACGCGUUUGCAUUGCACAAUGAUACGCCAUGAUGAUGACUCCAAUUUGAGCUCGGGCACCUGCUAUACGUUAUAUCUGGAAUAUCUGGGCGGCUUGGUGCCGCUGCUCAAGGGCAAACGCACCUCGAAAAUAAGACCAGAGUUUGUCAUCUUUGAUCCACAAGUGAAUGGCGAGUGCUCCAUUGAAUCCUUAUCGCUCUUGUGCUUACUUUUUUUUGCUUUUACAGAGAACUCGCUGUACUUUCAGUACACCACCGAGGCCAAGAGCAGCUCGGGCUCCAGUCAGUCCACAACGACGGGCAACAGCGGACGCACCGACUCCUCGGACAGCGACUUUGAUGAGCGUUAUCGCUAUGGCUCACCACGCACGCCGCGCAAGCGUCGAGUGCGCCCCAAGCGACGCAAUCAGACGGGCGCUGGAGCUGCAGCUGGUGGCGCUGCCAAUGAUGCCGACAGCCUGGAUGAGCUCGCCUAUGUGGACACGCUGCCCGAGGAAGUCAAGCUGGUGGAGGUGACCUCGAACAUUUGGGGCACGAAAUUCAAAAUCCAUGGACUUGCCAAAACCGUCCCAGGCAAUUUAGGCCAAGUAACCUAUAAGACGUCCCUACUGCAUUUGCAGCCGCGUCAAAUGACGCUGGUCAUAACGGAGCUGCGCGAUGACUUUCCGCCCGGACCAGAUCCCAGCUUUAAUCCCAAUCUGUUCUCCGAGGACGAAGAGGAACAUCAUCAUCAUCAACAGCAGCAGCAGCAACAACAGCAGCAGCAGCAGCUGCAGCAGGAUGCAGUGCCGCAAGUGAGCAUCACCGAAGCUGCUAAGCCGCCCAUGAUGCCAACGCGCCGUCUAACCGAAGCAAAUGCGCCACCCAUAGCACCCAUGUCGCCACGCCCAAAUCGCAUAUUGGCGCGUCAUAAAAACUCACACGGGCUAACGGUAAAUGGUGGCGGCGGCUCGGGCAGCGGCAACAACAGCUUGGGCUUGAGUCCGCUCGCCCGCGCUGAAAGCUACGAUGAUGACUCCUCCGAAUCGCAGGAGACAACGGCGGGCAGCAGUUGCACCACCGUGCUGCUGCAUCAGGCGCCUGCCACCAGCAGUGGCGCCACGCCCGGUCCCAGCUGCAGCAAGAAUAUCACGCGUCCCAAGACAAUUAGCAGCUUUAAGAACAACUACAGUCGCUCCAGUUCCAACUCCAGCUGCCAGUCGCGUCAUGCCAUCUCGCCGCUCUACUGCGAUGGCUCCGUGCCCACGCUGCAGUCGCCCAAGAACGCUGUCGCUCCCUCAGACAUCAUCUUCGAACGUCCCGCUGUCCCCGGACCAGCCCAGACCACGCUCAUGUCGUACUCAAGCAAUGCGGAUUAUGCACAGAAUGUGGUGCAGGUGAAGAAUGCGCUCAUGUCGGAGCCUGUGCGCUCCGCCAACAGUCAUGUGAAUCCUGUGCCGCUGAAUCUCAAUUUAAAUCUGGAGCGCAUGGAUGCCAGAGCGGUCAAAUGCAUGCCAUCCAGCUCCAAGCGACGUGAAAUGCUUUACAUAGACGAGGAGACGCAGUCACCCGCCGCCUGCUCCAGUGCCACAGCCAUGAAGCGCACGCCCACUGUGGUGUCCAUUGCACCCGCCUUGCCGGACUCCAUUACGCGCAGCUGCAGCGUAGGCUACCUGGACUCGGUAGCCAUAACACCUUCGGAUGAAGCUCUGUCUGCCUUGCGCAAGGAUGCGCCCAACAAGCGACUUAUACUCGUGGACAAGCGACGUCAGCGUCAGCGCAAGCGUCAGCAGCAGCAGCAACAAUCUGCGAACGCUGGACGCCAUAAACUGCAGCAGACUGGCAAAUCCAAAAGCUUGGACUCCUGCGAUCUGCUUUCGCUGCAAACUAAGCUGAGCAGCAAGGAAACUGAGCAGGUGGUGAAAAAGUUGCAGGAAAUCUCCGACAGCAGCGCCUGCAGCAGCGCUGCCAAUACGCUCUGCUUCAAGUGUCGCAACAAUAUGAAUCCCAGCAAUGCCUGCAAGCGCUGUCAGCCCAAUCUGGAUGAGAUUACAGCGGCGGUCAGCGUAGAGCCGCCUAAAGAGGCGCUGCCAGCAGCUGCAGCGCCCAAACCUGCGCCCAAGAAACGCUUUGAUGUCAUCACUAGCUUUACAGACAGUCCGCUCUUUACGCGCAAGCAUCGCUUUGGCUAUGGCAAGAAGGAAAGCAGCACGGAGCAGUCGACGCCGCUGCUGGCGCGCAAGCAGGAGCAUGGCUUUAGUUUCGUCAAGCAACUGUCCGAAGUGCGCUGGCGUCGCAAGGAGCCAGCUCAGGCACAGACUCAGGCGCAAAAUCAAGCUAACCAGCUGGAGCGACAGCAAUCCGAGGGCGGCAAUCUCAGCUGCGGCACGGUGGAGGCCACGCCCGUAGAAGCCAAGACAUCCGUCUCACUGCACACGCAGGCCUUGACUACCUUGGAGAACAUUAUCAGUCGCCUGCGUGAUCUGGACGAAGGGCGCUUGACACCGCCUUCAACGCCGCAGCGCUUGCCGCGCAGCUCUCCCGCCUCGCCAGCGGCCAGCAAAAAGAACAAACGCCAGCAAAGCAAUUCACCCAUACGCCAUAUACUCAAUUCCCCAUUGCUGAAUCGUCGGCAGCGCAAGAAACCGAGCAUUAUAGAAAGCUCCGAUGAUGAGGGCAACCAAACUCAUGGCUCGGCUGAGGAGCUUGGCAAUUCGGGCAGUGGCAGCGGCAAUGGCAAACAGUAUCGUGAUCUGGAGACAUUCCAAAAGGCGCAGCUGCGUCAAAAACUUAAACGCGGUAAGAUUGAACCCAAUGGUAGUGCCAGCUGCGCUAAUCCUGCGCCUGUGCGACGUGAGUUUGUCAUGCACAACAAGGCGCCCAUGUGGAAUGAGAUGAGUCAAGUCUAUCAGCUGGACUUUGGCGGGCGCGUCACACAGGAGUCGGCCAAGAAUUUCCAAAUCGAGUUUCGUGGCAAGCAGGUCAUGCAAUUUGGGCGCAUCGAUGGCAAUGCCUACACCUUGGACUUUCAGUAUCCCUUCUCGGCGCUGCAGGCAUUUGCAGUGGCCUUGGCCAACGUUACACAGCGUCUAAAGUAAAUCUAUUUAACAUAUUGUACUAUAUAUAUAUUAUAUAGAUGUUGCUCUUCACACGCCAGCCUAAUAGCAGCAGCAGCUAACGCUUAAUACGCAUGAAUAUUUUUUGAUACACAUAAGGCGCCUUUGCUUCUUCAUUUGUAAAUACUAAUGUAUGUCUGUAUGUAUUGUGGUCUUAGGUUUCUGUAUAAUGAAAUGAUAUACUCGUAUAUAUGAACAAAUACCACCAUUUGAUUGAAGGUAAUGCCAAAAUUUGCAAUUAUGCAAUUUUGAUAUGGAAGUGUGCAAUCUCAAAAGUCCGAUCCAUUUUUUGUGCAAUAUUUGUAUGACAAACUUUUUUCGGAUUAAGUAAAACCGCAUUGUAUGUAACUGUAAAUGUUUAAGAAAACGUAUUUUAAUGACAACACGAUUUUUUCAGUCGAACUUUUUAAAAAUCUAGUUUGUACUUAGCUUUUGUUUUCUACAUAAACUUAAUUUCGUUAUGACUUUUUAGCUUAAGAGCAAAUUAAUUGUAUUAUCAAAAGAAUUCGCUUAAAAGAAAACAAAACAAAAAGCUAAACGCUUGGCUUAAUAUAUAUAUAAACAAUUGUCUGUGUGAAACGAGUACUUAAUGCUAGCAUAAUUAAUUUUUUAUAUGUAAAAUCAACAAAUUGUGAAUGCUAGUUAAUAUUCAAAACACAAAACACAUCCUUCAAGCCCACAGUCUACAAAAUAUAAGACAUUUUGUGCUUUUCCUCUUAAAACUCUUUUUGUAGCUAGGCUUAAUUUCAAUGAAAAUUCGUUAUUGUAAUUGUUGUGAAUAUUGAAAUAAACUCAAAUUGAAUUGUAAACGACCCAAGGCGUGCU
Molecule: messenger RNA, 5716 nt
Organism: Drosophila busckii
Lineage: Eukaryota; Metazoa; Arthropoda; Insecta; Diptera; Drosophilidae
Gene: Tusp
Product: tubby-related protein 4
Exons: 8
Coding region: 488-4873 (1461 amino acids)
Biological process (GO): intracellular signal transduction
Molecular function (GO): protein binding
Source: RefSeq, a predicted model, not a curated record